Messenger RNA from Varanus komodoensis (Komodo dragon), 4968 nucleotides. RefSeq names its product Ski2 like RNA helicase (gene SKIC2). The record is from RefSeq and is a predicted model, not a curated record. Gene Ontology annotation, cellular component: Ski complex. The transcript is spliced from 28 exons. The coding region runs from base 277 to 4203 and encodes 1308 amino acids. Gene Ontology annotation, biological process: nuclear-transcribed mRNA catabolic process, 3'-5' exonucleolytic nonsense-mediated decay. Lineage: Eukaryota; Metazoa; Chordata; Lepidosauria; Squamata; Varanidae. Gene Ontology annotation, molecular function: RNA binding; ATP binding; RNA helicase activity.
GUUUCCCCUUCCAAAGACACCUUCCGCUUUCUUUCAGGGGACUUCCGCCCUUACUACCGUUGACCAAUCCUCAUACCGAUUCUGUUUUUCAUUUCCGCUUUUCAAGGCAGAGUUGUAUACGUUACUUCCGCCCGGGCGCGAGCUCUUGUCCCCACCUUCAGCCCUUUUUUGCUUCCCCCUCCGAGAGCGGAAACUUCCGCCCUCAGUGCGUGGGCCAGGAGGGAGCGCUUCCGGGUUAAGCGGCGCCCCGCCCCUGCGCGAGCCGUGGCAGCUGAGAUGGAGCUGGAGAGGAUGGCCCUGCCCCCCAGGGGGCCUCUGGAGCUGCCCCUCUCUGUUUUGGAAGUUGGGUGCGCUGGCCGUUUUGAGCUCAUCACUCAAGAGGAGGGCCCCGACAGAGAUGGAUUUCCACUGACUACGCUUCCCCAUGGGUUGCCCCCUUAUGCGGAGGACCUGGUCUCCGAGUUGGAGCAGAACUUUCUCAACAGCCCUGAGUGGCUUCCCAUCCACCAUUUUGAAAGGUCUCACAGAUUUUGGCCCCGCGAGAAGGACAUCCAGUCGCUCUUCAAGGUAGAUGCCACACCUGUGCACUCCACACUUCAGGCUGAGCGCAACCCCACCACAGGAGAGUUGCUGGGUUUCCGAGAGGCACUUGUGGACAACAUGGGCUUAUCAGCCAAGAAUUCCCUUUCCUUCCAGAGAGCGCCUGGUCCUCCGGCUGAGGCUCUGCGGGGCAGUGCCACCAAUUAUCCUUUCUGGCCAGGUGGGAUGGAUGAACCCAGCCUGGAGCAAAUCACGGCUCAAGAAGACCUGGAAGAGGACAUUGAUUUUGAGAAAGAUUUGCUGACUGUGCCGCCUGGAUGGAAGAAGGGAGUGGAGUUCACCAAGCAAGAGCUCAAGGCCUCUCCAGGGCUGCUGAAUUUGACUAAUUUGUUGGGGGCAUUGGAUACCUUUGAAUUGGAAGCCUCCAGCGAUGAAGAAGUCAAGGAGAAGGCUGAGGAGAUGGAGAAGAGGAAGAAGAAAGGGAAGGAAAAGGGGGUAAAGGAAGAACAAAUGCCCCCUGCAGAACCAGUGCCGUUGCAGAGGGCAAACAGCCUGGAAGAACUGGUGCUUAAGGAGGUCACCCCCACCCCCAAGGCAGCAACAGAGGCUGCUCCCACCGCUGCCCCCACCCCUGCGCAAGCUGCUGACGCCCCCAAGGAGCAAUGGGCCGUUCCAGUAGACAUCAGUUCCCCUGUGGAUGACUUCUACAAGCGGAUCCCUGACCCGGCUUUCAAGUGGCCUUUUGAGCCAGACGUUUUCCAGAAACAGGCAAUUCUUCACCUGGAGAAGCAUGAUUCCGUAUUUGUCGCUGCCCACACAUCUGCUGGAAAGACCGUAGUGGCGGAAUAUGCCAUCGCUCUGUCCCAGAAGCACAUGACGCGCACCAUAUACACUUCCCCGAUCAAGGCUCUUUCCAACCAGAAAUUUCGGGAUUUCAAGAACACCUUUGGAGAUGUGGGCCUGCUGACGGGGGACGUGCAGCUGCAUCCAGAUGCCUCUUGCCUCAUCAUGACCACAGAGAUUCUUCGGUCUAUGCUCUAUAAUGGCUCGGACGUUCUCAGAGACCUGGAAUGGGUGAUCUUCGAUGAGGUGCACUACAUUAACGACUCCGAGCGUGGUGUGGUCUGGGAAGAGGUCCUCAUCAUGCUGCCGGACCAUGUGAACAUCAUCUUGCUGAGUGCCACAGUUCCCAACACCCUGGAGUUCGCCGACUGGAUCGGGAGGAUCAAGAGGAAGAAAAUCUACGUGAUCAGCACCCUGAAGCGCCCUGUCCCGCUGGAGCAUUACCUGUAUACCGGCAAUAGCCAGAAGACCCAGAACGAGCUCUUCCUCUUGGUUGAUGCCCGGGGGACGUUUCUUACCAAAGGGUAUUAUGAUGCUGUGGACGCCAAGAAGGAGCGGGCUAGCAGACACUCCCAGACCUUUGGUGCCAAGCAGCCCAUGCACCCGGGAGGUGGGCCCGGACAGGACAAGAACAUCUGGUUGUCGCUCAUCGACAUGCUGCGCAAGAAGGACCAGCUGCCCGUGGUGGCCUUCACGUUCUCCCGCAAUCGCUGCGAUGACAACGCUACCAUGCUCACCACUGUCGACCUCACCACGACCACGGAGAAGAGCGAGAUCCACGUCUUCUUCCAGAAGUGCAUCUCCCGCCUGAAGGGCACAGACCGCCAGCUGCCCCAGGUUCUUCACAUGGUGGACCUGCUGAAGCGCGGCAUUGGCGUCCACCACAGCGGCAUCCUGCCCAUCCUGAAGGAGGUGGUGGAGAUGCUGUUCAGCAAGGGCCUGGUCAAGAUCCUCUUUGCGACCGAGACGUUCGCCAUGGGGGUGAACAUGCCAGCAAGAACCGUGGUCUUCGAUUCGAUCCGUAAACAUGACGGGGCUAACUUCCGGGAUUUGGUGCCAGCGGAGUACAUCCAGAUGGCGGGCCGGGCUGGGCGCCGAGGUCUGGACACCACCGGGAUGGUGAUUAUCUUGUGCAAAAACCAAGUGCCGGAGAUGGCUGAUCUCCACCGGAUGAUGUUGGGUAAACCAACUCAGCUGCAGUCUCAGUUCCGCCUGACGUACACCAUGAUCCUCAACCUGCUGAGAGUGGAAGCGCUGCGCGUGGAGGACAUGAUGAAGAGGAGCUUCUCCGAGUUCCACACCCGGAAAGACAGCAAGGUCUAUGAGCACAGGAUCACCCAGCUCAGUUGCAUCCUGGCCAGCAUGGAAGCAGUGGAUACAUCCGGGCAGCUUGGCGACUUGCAGGAGUAUUACCAGGUGGUUCGAGAGCUGCAGGAGACCCGGGAACUCAUACAGAGGCGAGUCACCGAGUCAGUGAAUGGGCUGAAGACCCUUUCUGUGGGGCGAGUGAUUGUCGUGAAAAACCAAGAGCACAGGAAUGCCCUGGGUGUGAUCUUGCAGGUUUCCUCUGACACGGCCAACCGAGCCUUCAGCACCCUGGUGAUGUGCGAGAAGGGUGCCGUGGAGCGGGAUUCCAGCACAGGCAAGGAGACCAACCUCCCCUCCCGUCCGGACGUGCCUCUCCCGGAAGACUUUCUGCGCAGCAGGCUCUUCCUUCCAGAGGGCCCCUGCGGACACACCAUCAAGAAGCUGGGCCCGUCCGAUGUUUCAGGCAUCACCACCAAGACCCUGCGUGUCAAUGCUGAGCGCAUCCUGGAGGACUUCAAGAAGCGACAGAUGCCCAGGUUCAGAAAUGAUCCUCCUGGGCCAUCUGCAGCCACGGCAACCCAGGAGCUGCUGCGUCUGGCUGAGGGCUCCCCCGAGGGCCUUCCUCUCCUGGACCCCGUGAACGACCUCCAGCUGAAGAACCUGGAAGUUGUGGAGGGAGUGGUGAGGGCGCGUCAGCUGGAGGAGGCACUGCCACAGUUCCAGUGCGUACACAGCCCUCGCUUCCACACAGAGUUCGGGCGCUUCCAAGAACGCCAGCGGGUUCUGGAGGAGCUGGAGCAGCUCCGCUUUCUGCUGUCAGACCAGUCCCUCCUGCUGCUUCCUGAGUAUCACCAGCGCGUUGAGGUCCUGCGUUCCCUGGGCUACAUCAACGAGAGCGGGGCCGUGGAACUCAAGGGCAGCGUGGCCCGCCAGAUCAGCAACCACGAGCUGCUCCUGACCCAGCUGCUGCUGGACAACGCCCUGACGGACCUGCGGCCGGAGGAGAUUGUGGCGCUGCUGAGCUGCACGGUCUGCCAGGUCCGCACCCAGGUGGAGCCUCAGCUGCCCUCCGUCCUUCAGAAGGGCAUUGAGCACAUCCGGUCCGUGGCCGAGGAGAUCGCCCUGCUGCAGCGCAAGUGUGGCCUGCGGGAGUCCGUGGAGGACUUUGUGGAACAGUACAAGUUCGGGCUGGUGGAAGUGGUUUACGAAUGGGCCCGGGGCAUGGUAAGAACUGCCGCUCCCCCACAGUCUCCGACUUCCCCCGCUCACAGAUCUGCCUGGCCCUUCUCCGGACCGAAGCGUCCCCGCAAAGGCUGCUGUGGCUGGGCUCCGAGUGAAAGGGAUGGGGACGAAAUGGUCCCCGAGCUUGGCUUCCUGCUGGGGCAGGUGUGGGGAGCAGAGGCAGACCCACAGAACACGCCGCCACAACCAAACCCAAGAGCCUUCCCUGGUCUAUGGCACGAAGGUCGCCUCCUAGCUUCUCUCUCCAGUGCAACACGUGUCUCAUUCUGACCUGCUGCUGGCAUCAUGUUAUGCAGACGAAGGUUUGAACGCCCAGCCAGACCCCCCGACCCGGCCUGCAGCCAUCCUGUCUUAGACUACAACUCCCAUCAGCCCCCAGGCUGUUGGGAAUGGUAGCCCACGGGAGAGUGCCAGGUCCAGGACGGCUACUCUCAGCAGUGCUUCUGCUGCUGAUGGCUGAAGCUGAGUCCCCGCUUCCCUUCAUAAGCUGCCUGGGUCUUGUGGCAGGCGCAGAAGAAGUAGAGGACAUUUCAGAAUACAAGCAGGUGGCGGCAGUGCCUGGGUUCAGAUGGGCUUUUCACUGAGCCCUUCCACCAAACUAAAACUUGGGGCCCUUAAUCUAUUCCUGGGGUCCCCAACAUCGUGCCCAAACAGUUUGUCCGCAGCAACUUGCUUGGGUGCCUGCCAGUCUCCUGGCCUCUCCUGAUUUUAAGCUUGUAAAGCCAGUUACUUUUCACCUCAUUUCACCAGGUGGCUUUCUGGGGAAUGGGUGUUUUGACAGGCCUUGUUCACCUUGUUCACCCACAACACACAACACUCCAAAUGUGCCCAUCAGUCCAAAAGGGACCGGGACCCCUGACUGGCUGGGGAUGGACAAGCUGCCCGCAUUGGAGGCAGGUUCCAUCCAGCUCGUGUGUUCCUGGUGACUUUAUUCUUCUCCCCACAAGCCGUUUGCUGAGAUCGCCCGCCUCACAGACGUUCAGGAAGGGAUCAUCGUCCGGUGCAUCCAGCGGCUGGACGAGACCUGUCGUGAGA